AUGGAGGUGUACAUACAAAUGGUAGGGUGUCACAAGCUGGCAGUGCCUCCGAGCCUGCGCCUAUUUGUGAACGGAGAAUUCACGCUGUUUAACUGUGGAGAAAACAUGCAAAGAUUUUUGAACGAGCAUAAGUUACAUGUCGUUAAAACAAGGAAUAUAUUUUUUACGAAAAUUAAUCCAGAAACGAUUGGAGGGUUAGUCGGUCUCCUCCUAACCAUAGACAACAUAGCAAAUAGUAACAUAUCGAUUUAUGGACCCAAGCCGAUAGAACAGAUAGUUAACAAUUUCAAGUGUUCCUUUGCGAAACUGAAAAAUAUAAAAUUACAAGUACACGAAUUUUGUGAAAGCAUUCCAGUAGUUUUAAAGGGAAACGUUGUUAUAACCCCAAUAGUGUUACAAGAAAAAGGAGAAAGUGACAUGCCCAACCAGUGCGUAGAAGAAGUGGAUCAUAUUGAAGGAAAAAUAGCUCCUGAAUCGGCUGACACGCAUUGUGGGGGAACGAACCACUCACGUGAAGGGGGCGCAGUAAAACAUGGCUCGUCUGGGGGAAUCCGCUUGGAUAAUUUUAAGAAGAGGAGGCUGCAGGAGGGGUACACCCCGAAUGGGGACAAUCAGGAGGGUAGCCACGAAAAUGUAGAAGCAGACGAGAAAGUCCCCCCAAAUGGAGAAACCCACCGAACAGACCGCCCCAGUGAAGAAAUUCCUAAGGGAAACCAGCUCGAUAGAGAGCUUAUUUACGAAGAGGGACUCCCUAGCACUGCAGAAGACGAACGAAAUGACAAAGGGACCAAACCAGAGAAGGGCCAAGUUAAGAAAAAGUUCAGCACCAUUUGCUAUGCAAUUGAGUGUCCACAAACAAUUGGAAAAUUCCACGUCGAAAAGGCAAAGAGCUUAAAUAUCCCACCAGGAAAAUACUACGGAAUACUAAAAUCUGGAAAGCCCAUUACGUUAAAUAAUAAAGUAAUCAAGCCUGAAGACGUGUGCGAUAAAAACAUAGACGGAAGGAAGGCCCUAGUUAUUGAUUUAGAGGAUGUUGCUGAUGUAAAAUAUUUGUUGGACGAACUUACCAGUAAGGAGAAUUUUUAUUUAAAAAAUUUGGAAUACAUUUUUCAUUUAUCUGGGGAAGAAAUUACCAAUAUGGAAAAUUAUAAAAAAAUUUUUUUAAGUUUAAAAAAUGUGAAAAAUGUUAAAUGCAAUCAAUCCAGUAGUUCUUUGAAAUACAAGGCGGACACCCCCUUGUACGAUCUUUGCCACGCAUCAGCAGAUGAUGAUGAUGGGAAGGAAGGCGGAAUACUGGCUUCAACUGCGAAGGAGGGUGGGCCUACAUGUCAAAUAGGUAAUUCCUCCCAAAAGGGGAGCGCCUCAUAUGGUCCUACCGCGGGGGAUUUAAAAGAAGUGGAGAAAGAGGUGGAGAAAGAGGUGGAGAAAGAAGUGGAGAAAGAGGUGGAGAAAGAAGUGGAGAAAGACGCGGAGAAAAAAGUGGAGAAAGACGCGGCGAACCAAUCUGAGUGGGAACAAGGCGAUUCCUACCUUGUGUACAACCCACUGAGCAAAUUUGUUCUGCACCCGUUUCACAAAGUUAGCAUAAGCACGGAAGAGAUGCUGCGCGAAUUAUAUCCAACUAUUUUUAAUUCCGCGAAAAUAUCAAACGUGUUAAGUCAUAAUGAAGAUUUGCUGAAGCGAUUUGAGCAUUUUAACACUAGAGCAACGCAGAGUUACUUAAAAUUUCCAUCCUUUUAUUUUCUCGGUACUGGUUGUUCAAUGCCCUCAACGUUUCGAAACGUUUCUGGUAUCAUUUUAAACGUUGAAGAAAAUUUCAGAAUUGUCUUAGAUUUUGGAGAGGGCUCCCUCUACCAGCUGUACUGGAUGAGCCAGUCGUGGCUCCACUUUUCCAAGACCAUUAAGUCGAUUAAGUAAAUGCCUCCGCAAAAUUCCCCCUUACAGGUUAUGCAUGUUAAAGAGUCCUACGGCAUAAAAAUUGAACGCAAAAAUAUCGGUUCCGUGGUUUACUCAGCGGACACAAGACCAUGCGAUAAUGUCAAAAUGUUCUCCAAAAACUGUGACAUUUUGAUACACGAAGCCACCUUUGAUGACGAAUUGCUGGACGAAGCCAUUCAUAAAAAGCACUCUACAACACAUGAGGCUAUGAAAAUUAGUCUAGAAGUUCAGUGUAAAACGUUAAUACUAACUCAUUUCAGCCAGAGGUACCCAAAGGCACCCAAAUUAAACAAGUCAUCUUCCUCCGAAAUUAACGAAAUUAUGAAUAAAACAAUUUACAGCUUCGACUACAUGUGCAUUCCCUUAAAUUUAAUAAACGAAUUACCUCAUUAUUUCAGCAUUCUAUUAAAUUUAUUGGAAAAAAUAUUUUAA
Messenger RNA from Plasmodium cynomolgi strain B, 2370 nucleotides. RefSeq lists its product as hypothetical. NCBI's taxonomy places the organism in Eukaryota, Apicomplexa, Aconoidasida, Haemosporida, Plasmodiidae. The transcript has 6 exons. Bases 1 to 1917 code for a protein of 638 amino acids. Gene Ontology annotation, molecular function: 3'-tRNA processing endoribonuclease activity. The record is from RefSeq and is a predicted model, not a curated record. Gene Ontology annotation, biological process: mitochondrial tRNA 3'-end processing. Gene Ontology annotation, cellular component: mitochondrion.